AUGUCGACGGCUAAUAUCGACGUCGAGACGAUCCUGAGGGGCAAGUACCCGGCCAAGGCGCAUGCGAAGCGCGUCGUCGAGUACAUCCGCUCCAAGAUCCCCGAUGCCACCGGCGUGCUCUAUCUCGAGGGCCGCUCCGACCGGUUGCUGGAGGACAGCGACGAGCCCAUCCCCUUCCGGCAGCGCAGGGCCUUCAUGUACUUGACCGGCGUCGACGUCGCCGACUGCUUCCUCGUCUACGACAUCGCGAGUGCGCGCUCCACCCUCUUCAUCCCUCCCGUCGACCCGGACUCUGUCAUCUGGUCCGGACUGCCGCUCUCGCCCGAGGAGGCCCUGGCCAAGUACGACGUCGAUGCCGUCCUCCCUUCCACCGAGCUCAACCCGACGCUAGUCCGGCUCGGAGCCGCCCCCAACUCCACCGUCUUCGCCAUCGCCGACCGCGUGUCGGACGCGGUAACGUUUCUAGAGUUCAAUAACAAAGACUUCACCGUCCUCGGCGAGGCUAUAGACGAGUGCCGGGUCAUCAAGGACGAGUACGAGAUCUCCCUCAUCAGGAAGGCCAGUCAGAUCAGCGGCGCCGCCCACAAAGCCGUCCUCGAGGGCGUGAGGGAGGCCAAGAACGAAUACGAACUCGAGGGCAUAUUCUUGGGUUCUUGCGCCCGCCAGGGCGCCAAGAAGCAAGCCUACCCCAGCAUUGUCGCCAGCGGACGAGCAGCCGCCACGCUCCAUUAUGUGCAUAACGACAAGGAGUUGGCCGGCAAGGAUCUGCUGUUGCUGGAUGCGGGUGCCGAGUGGAAUUGCUACGCCGCCGACAUCACGAGGACCUUCCCCAUCUCCGGCAGGUUCACCGAGGAAUCCCGCGCCGUCUACGAGAUCGUCCUCCAGAUGCAGACAGACUGCAUAGCCAUGCUGAAGGAGGGCGUGUCCUGGGAUGAGGUGCACGUACAAGCCCACAGAGUCGCCAUCGACGGGCUGCUGUCUCUAGGCGUGCUGAAGGGCAACCGGAACGAGAUCCUGGCUGCCCGUACCAGUGCCGCCUUCUUGCCGCACGGUCUUGGCCAUUACCUCGGGCUCGAUACCCACGAUACCGGCGGCCACCCCAACUACUCGGAUCCCGACCCGAUAUUUCGGUACUUAAGAGUCAGGUUGAACCUGCCUGCCGGCAGCGUUAUCACCGUCGAGCCCGGCCUGUACUUCUGCGAGUUCAUUAUCAGGCCCUACCUCAACGACCCGAAGCACUCUAAGUAUAUCGACGAGAAGGUGCUGGACAAAUAUUGGGACGUCGGCGGCGUACGGAUUGAGGAUAACCUCCUCAUCACGAAGGACGGUUCUAUUAACCUGACAGACGCGAUCAAGGACCCUGACGAGUUGGAAAGGAUCAUACUAGGUAGCUAA
Durotheca rogersii is the source of this 1395-nucleotide messenger RNA. Its product is annotated as peptidase M24, structural domain-containing protein. NCBI's taxonomy places the organism in Eukaryota, Fungi, Ascomycota, Sordariomycetes, Xylariales, Xylariaceae. The transcript is spliced from 4 exons. The record is from RefSeq and is a predicted model, not a curated record. Gene Ontology annotation, molecular function: manganese ion binding; metalloaminopeptidase activity. Bases 1 to 1395 code for a protein of 464 amino acids.